Molecule: messenger RNA, 1431 nt
Organism: Mycena citricolor
Lineage: Eukaryota; Fungi; Basidiomycota; Agaricomycetes; Agaricales; Mycenaceae
Source: the annotation of a GenBank genome assembly
AUGAACUCAAACACUGGUCCACACGCCUGGUCCAUUGAGCAAGGACUACCCCUCUGGGAUGAAUGGAUGGAUGCUCUGGGUCCUGGGUCCGCCUCUCCCUACCCCUGUGUCGACUCUGGCAGCACCAUCGACUGGCAGGCUCGGACGUCCACCUCUCACCCUUCUGCCGGCUUCACAGCUACUUCGCGCGCUGCGCCUGCGCCAUCUCCCAGCUUUCAUCUGCCGUCGCCCAAUUAUAUGCCUCUUCUGUCCUUUUCACCGCCGGCUGCCCGGACCCCUCAUUCGACGCUUACGCCAGCUCCCAAACGUGUGGCCGCCUCGCCUGCCCCGAAAACACCCAAUUCUCGCAGUGGGCAGGACUUGGCGAUCGUGGACAUGCCGAGUUCCAACGCUGGAGCCCAGACCUCGACCCGAACUCGCAAACAACACACUGCUCUACAACUCUUUGCUAUAGUCCAAGUCGCAAAUGACAAAGACUACUUCUCUGCUCGUCAGCAUGGUCGGAAGGGUGAGAUGGUCACCGCUAUGGCUCAUCACCUUCGCACCGUCAAGAACAUCCCCUGCACGGAAUCAAUCGUCAAGACAAGAAUUGCGGAUCUGCUCCGAUAUCAUGAGGAUCCCGAGAAAGCUCCAGCUUACAUUCGUGACACAAUCUCGGGCUUGAGCCUUGAGAUCCGCUUCGGUGCACCUCUAGACCUACUAGCCUCCCAAAAGCGGCUGUACGAGAACAUGACCGAGGACGAAAAGGUCAAGGUCAAGGAAAAAGUGGACCAAGACAAGUACGGUGGAGAGAUGAUCCGGAACGCAUCCCUCACCACACAUCGCAAAACGUUCUUGGCCUCAGCUUCUUGCGACGAUACGGAUAGUGACAACGCAUCUCAUUUGGAUAUUGUCGAGACCACGGAAAGCUCAUUCAGUGCGUCGGCAGGCUUAGGUCCGACUUCCUCUGUGUCCGAAUGGGAGAGAGAGUAUCAAGCACGGCACGGAUCUUCGUCUGGCAUUGCUACCAAUGCAGGUGAUGUCACUGGAAGUCCUAAUCCAACACCAGUGGCAACGCAAGACCUUUCCGAUGCACCCAAGUCGAAUGAGCCAAAGAAGAACAAGAACAAGACAUCAGGGAAGAAUCAAGCAGGAGCGGCGAACGCGGCAAAGAAGCGCAAGCACACCAGAGCACUCUCGGACGAUGAGAGUGACACACCAGUGCGCAAGACCAAACGAGUGCGCUCAGAAUGCUCCUUCGACAUCUGGGGCCAUUUAGAGCAGACCGCUAAGGAGAAUAAGGGCUUCCAGAGUCAGAUUCUGGCACGGCUGGAUCAGGCAAAUGAGUAUCAGGCUGAGGCUAAUGAGACCCAUCGUAAAGCUGUUGACAAUCAACAGAGCUUUCAGAUGGAGAUGAUCGGUGUCCUCCGUGCUCUUCUUCCCAAGAACUAA